CUGCGUGACGUCGACACCCAAACACGGAAAUGAAGCUCGUCUCCACAUUAAAGUCUCAGUAAAUGCGCUUUAAAAUGAACCCACGCGGCUGGAGUUAAAAUGCAGACGUGUGAACCCCACCAGAGGCCCAUGUGGAGACAUGGAGAAGAUUCGAGAGCGAUUCGCAGAAUCAGCGAGACUGAGGAAGAGGAGCUCCAUUCUCUACAGCACAGAUGUCAGCCAGCCUCAAACACUCAAAUUCUUUGGCUUCAGCAUCACCGUGUUCACGGUCAUAUUCCGCCUGCUCAGCUGUGUUCUGGUCCAGACCAGCUUCGUCCCGGAUGAGUACUGGCAGUCGCUGGAGAUUCCCCAUCGAAUGGUCUUUGGUUACGGCUACGAGACGUGGGAAUGGAAGGAAGGCAUGCGGGGAUAUUCUUACCCUCUCCUGUUCGCUCUGAUGUACAAACUCCUGCAUCUGAUGAACUAUGACACGGUUUAUUUAUUGGUGUUUGUGCCGCGUGUUUUCCAGGCGCUGCUGGCUGCAUACGCCGACGUGAAGCUGUACAACCUCGUCCUGCGGUGGGAAACUCCAGAUGUGGCCAAAUGGACAUAUUUCUGUCAGCUGUGUUCAUGGUUCACCUGGUUCUGCUGCAGCCGGACUCUGACCAACACCAUGGAAACGGUUCUGACCACCCUGGCACUUUGCUUUUACCCUUUACCCGGCUCCAAAACGCACAACAGCUGGAAGUAUUUGUCUCUGGUGUCGCUGGCCAUCGUUGUCCGUCCCACAGCUCUGAUCGUCUGGCUUCCUCUGCUCUUCUAUCAUUUCUGCAUGGAAAAGCACAAGCUGAAGCUCAUCACACAGCGAUGCUUUCCCAUUGCGGCUCUUGCAUUGGGUGUCUCAACACUAAUAGACUCCGUGUUCUAUGGAAAGUGGAUCCUGGUCCAGUGGAACUUCCUGAAGUUUAACGUGCUGCACAAUGUGGCCGAGUUUUACGGAGCUCAUCCGUGGCACUGGUACUUCACUCAGGGUCUGCCGGUCGUGCUCGGCCCGCACCUUCCUCUCUUCCUGCACGGAUGUUCACUGGCUACCAAAAAGCACAGAAUCCUGCUGAUAACCGUCUUAUGGACUACAGCCAUUUACAGUUUGCUUGCACACAAGGAGUUCCGGUUUGUUUAUCCAGUGCUGCCAUUCUGUAUGAUAUUUAGCGGCAUGUCUUUAGCGAAGAUGCAAGCGUGGAGGAAACCUGCUGCUGCUGCCCUGCUGCUCUUCAAUCUGAUUCCUGCAUUAUACACGGGUUUAAUUCACCAGCGUGGAUCUCUGGACGUCAUGCAUGACCUGCAGCAACUGUGUGACGUCCGCGAGUCUCAGAACUCGCCUGAGCUGCUGUUCCUCAUGCCGUGUCACUCCACACCACUCUACAGUCACCUGCACUGUCCCCUCAAACUGCGGUUCCUAGAGUGUCCACCAGAUCUCACGGGAAAUGAGGAGUAUGUGGAUGAAGCAGACGUGUUCUUCUCCAACCCUCUUCACUGGCUCAGAACGUCCUUCCCAUCUCAGUCCAAGCUGCCUUCACAUAUAGUGCUGUUCGACUGCCUGGAGAAGGAGAUUUCAUCAUUCCUGGAGGAAAACCGAUUUGCCAAAAAAGCUGAAAUAUUCCACACUCAUUUUCCCGAAGGUCGCGUGGGACGGAACAUAUUAAUAUACACGAGAGGAUCUGAACUGAAGACUAAAUAAAGUUACUUUUUUUUCCCUCAAACUUAUGUAAAGAGUUUUGUUACAGUCUUUUUCGUUUUUCCAGUGUAAGAUCCUGAUCUUUUUCAGCUCAAAGCAGGAGGACAAUCAUCAGUGAAGCAGUGAAAGACUUUUAUUCUAGACUUUAAGUGCAACAUUAAGCAGUUUAAGUGCAUUUGUGUUCAAUUACAUUAGAGCCGUUUCCAAACAAGGAAUGUCAUUUAGCCGAUAGCCACACAGACAAGAAAAAGAGGGAAAAAUAGUGCACUAACAAGUGCAGAUUGAAAGUAAAUCUUAAAUCAUACCUUCUACUGAUUUGCAUGUUCCAAGAAAACUGGUACAGCAGAAACCGGUCAAACCAGAUUACUUCAGUUAUUUUUAUAAUGUUUUCCUUAUUCUUCCAAAUCUACUGAACUUACUGAAAUAAUUUCAAUAUAAUGCAUUUUGUUUGGUUAUUUGGUCCUAAGCAAAAUUAAACAUACGUUUCAGUUUUUUGUUUAGAAACAUUAAUAAUUAAUUAAAAUGCAACAAAACAAAGUGCUUUUUUUUUUGUUUUUGGUAAG
Sinocyclocheilus grahami is the source of this 2277-nucleotide messenger RNA. It is a transcript of the gene pigb, whose product is annotated as phosphatidylinositol glycan anchor biosynthesis, class B. Gene Ontology annotation, biological process: GPI anchor biosynthetic process. Gene Ontology annotation, cellular component: endoplasmic reticulum membrane. NCBI's taxonomy places the organism in Eukaryota, Metazoa, Chordata, Actinopteri, Cypriniformes, Cyprinidae. Gene Ontology annotation, molecular function: alpha-1,2-mannosyltransferase activity. The record is from RefSeq and is a predicted model, not a curated record.